GUAUUUUGAAGUGGAGCUGCCAAGGACUAGUGGACUCCCUAACACCUCCAUGUUUGUCUCCAAGGAGUGGUGUGUUGGACGGACGGUUGAUUAUAUUGCUCAGAGAUUCAAACUAAAGAACGACAGUCACAAAGCACAUGCUCAAGUAAGUGAGACCACUAAUACACUAACUGUUUGAGUGGCUCCUCUACAGAAGCUGUGUCUGUAUUGUGAGGGUGCAGUACUGGGCAUGUCUGAUAAGCUACAGGACCUUAUACACACUGUCAUCACCAUGGGAACUACACUUACACUAGAAUAUGAAUGCAAAUGAUAUCAAUAAAUUUUGUUUGUGAAAGUGGGUGGGGCUGCUGACAUUACAGGAAGUGUCUUCCAUGAGGUGAGUUCAGAGAUACUAGCUAGAGAAGUGUGUACAUAAGAGAAGUGUGUAUGAUACAUGUGAUCUGUAUAUCAGUGUCUAGAUAGCCAAUGUGUGUGUGUAUAUUGCUCACUGUCCUUACUCCUGCAGACAAUGUUGAAAGCUGUUCGCUCCUUUCUUGGUCGACUACCAGUUGAACCAUCACCUCGUUGGGGUCAAUUCUCUGCAGUUGACGGACACCAUUACCUGUGGAGGGGGGCUGGUCCAGGACGAGGGUCUAACAUCAUUGCUGUGUAUGAUCCAAACACUGAGCUGUGGAGCCUCUUGCCCACCACUGGACCUCUACCCCCUGGAGAGUAUGAUGGUUGCUCUGUUUGUGUAGGUCGUUGCCUGUACACCUUUGGUGGUUGGGGUGGGUCUUCUUUCUUCAAUGACAUGAGCAAGCUUGAUCUGGACACUCUCCAGUGGACUAAAGUUCAAACUUCUGGUAGUAAGCCUAUGAAAAAGGGUGGUUGUGGACUUGUCCGUGUGAAUGAGAGAACUCUGUGCUGCUUUGGAGGAGGAGGUAUUAAGGGCACCACACAACCAGGAUCAACAUUCACCAAGACUGGACUGUCUGAUGGAAGGGGAUGGACAAACGAGUUCCAUUUCUUUGACACACAAAAUGGUGUCUGGUCGUCCCCUGAGCUCAGAGGAGAGAGACCUUCUCCCUGUAGUACCUUCACCUUCACCAUGGUAGACCAGCACAGGGCAGUCCUCUUUGGAGGCUACCAACCUGGCAGUAGUAGGGUCAAUGAUGUCUACCAGUUCAAUUUCAGCACCAUGGAGGUCACUAAGGUGAAGCCAGUACAGGGAAAACCAUGGCCAGUGGAGAGGUCAUCCCAUGCUGCCUGUUGUCUCAACUAUGGCCAGGACCACCCUCAACUACUGGUGUACGGAGGAGUGGAUAAUGGCAGGAAGACACUGGGGGACAUGUGGAUACUGGAUGUAGACACUGUCCAGUGGACAGAGGUGACACCUCCUGAGUCAAUGACACCAUGUUACAACCACUCCAUCACUGCCACCAGUCUGGGACCAGGACUCACUGAGGUCCUCGUGUUUGGAGGCCAGCAGAAGUGGGGGCGAGAUCCCAUUGCUGAGACCACCAUACUGAGAUUUGAGUUGACUGGACCCUCAGCUUCUGUUGCUGGACCCUCGGCUGGGAAGUGGGCUCUCGUGGAUGUGGCCCACAACGACACUAGAGGCUCCGCCCAGCGACUGAGUGAGAAGAAGAUCAGACAAGCAACUGCUCGUGCCUCAUCAGUCAGUGAGACCAGCGACCACUCCUCUCAAGACCGGGUGAGGGCUCUGGAACAACAGUUACGAGCAGAGCAGAGAGAGCACGACACUCAACGUCACCACCAACUACAGUUGCAAGAGAAAGAUCGAGAAUUAGCUACACAAGCUAGAGAAUUGACCGAGGCCAACCGUCGCCAUGGAGAUGCGGAGGAAAGAGCACAGUUGGCAGAGCAAAGAGAGCAAGCUACACAAUUACUUUUACAAGUGAAAGAUCGAGAAUUGGCUGAGGCCAACAGAAGAGAAGCUGACCUGUCUGCUCGAAUCACAGCUCUAGAGAGGGAGUUAGAAGGCAAGACGAAAGAGUUGGCAGCACACAACACAGAGGUGUGGAGGAUUCCGGCCAACAGAGUGAUCAUUGGCAGGAGGAUUGGCAAAGGAGGGUGGGGGGAGGUGCUGGAGGGAACAGUGAGCGUGGCCGUCAAGCGACUACACGAAGAAAUUGCUCUCCCAAUCUACAUUGAGAAAAUGGAGAGAGAAAUGAGACUAUUGGCUGAAGUGCGACACCCAAACCUUGUGCAAUUCAUUGGUGCUAUUUUUGAUGAGCAAAACCAAGCCAAUCGAUCCCCUCCUCUCAUCAUCACCGAGCUUCUGGACAUGAAUCUCUGACAAGCGUACGAGAGGAAUCAACUGGACCCAGGAAACCGCCUCUCGAUCUUCAUGGACAUUGCCCUAGCUCUGAACUACCUGCACCAGCGCUACGAUCCCAUCAUCCACCGUGAUGUGAGUGCUCCAAACGUCCUCCUCCAGCGAAUGCCCAACCACCAGUGGAAGGGGAAGGUCUCUGACCUCGGGUCAGCCAACUUCCUGCAGCAUGCUCAUACAAUGGGAGAGGGGGCCAUAAUCUACUCCCCUCCUGAAGUCAUCCCUCAAGCCGCAGAUCCGUUUAAUCCACCUCCAAGACAGUCUGUCAAGAUCGAUGUGUACAGCUAUGGUAUUGUCCUCUGUGAGGUGACCGCUAGUCGAUUCCCAAGUGCUGAACAUUAUCGAGACAUGAUUCUCCAAGUACAGAGGCAGCGUCCUGCAGUGUACGAGCUGAUACUCCACUGCACUAAGAGAGAGCCCAGCCAUCGACCCAGCAUGGCACAGGUGAUGGUGGAACUCAACAAAAUAGCACCCUUUUAACUAUGAACAAUGUAUAUAUGGUGAACACUUAUCUAUAGUAUAGCUUCCUUUUUAGUUUAGGUUGUAGUUGAUAAUUAAUACCCAUUGUGGGACUGUGUGUUAUACGACACACUAAUUGUUUGAACAAUGUCAACACUUAUAAUUAUCUAGUAGCUAGCUUCUUGAAUUAAUAUUGAUUUUGAAUUACUAGAAUUUUAUUUUUAGCUUUGGCUUUUGUAGUGUGUGUUUGCACUCUCCUAUUAUGAUGAUUACUAUUGACUUUA
Messenger RNA from Halichondria panicea, 3078 nucleotides. RefSeq lists its product as uncharacterized. The record is from RefSeq and is a predicted model, not a curated record. Bases 509 to 2299 code for a protein of 596 amino acids. Gene Ontology annotation, biological process: protein phosphorylation. The transcript has 6 exons. Lineage: Eukaryota; Metazoa; Porifera; Demospongiae; Suberitida; Halichondriidae. Gene Ontology annotation, molecular function: protein binding; protein kinase activity; ATP binding.